AUGGAGGACGUAGUUGUCCAAUCCGUGGUUCGCCUCCCAUCGCCCCCCCCCCCCCAAACUGCAAACAGCAAGCGCAAAUGGUCACCAUCCUCGACGUCUCCAUCUCCUCGUCGCUAUCGCUCUCCUCCGCGAGGUCCAGCUCGUGGGGGCCCAUCUCUUCCUGAUAUCGAUCCCCAACGCGCCAUGGAACGCGAGCGACAACUCGCCGAGCGAAUGCGUCAGCGGGAAACGGAGAAGGAAAAGGAGCAGGAAAAGCCAAAGCUCGACCCGAAAGCCGAAUAUGAGAAGCUCCUGUCCAUGAGAUCUGGUGGUACAUAUAUCCCACCCGCCCGUCUGCGCGCUUUGCAGGCACAGAUUACCGACAAGAACUCAAAGGAAUAUCAGCGUAUGGCGUGGGAAGCUCUGAAGAAGAGUAUCAACGGGUUGAUCAAUAAGGUUAAUGUUUCGAACAUCAAACACAUCGUUCCGGAGCUUUUUGGAGAAAAUUUGAUCCGUGGAAGGGGGCUUUACUGUAGAUCGAUCAUGAAGGCACAGGCUGCAUCUUUGCCAUUCACCGCUAUUUACGCUGCUAUGACCGCCAUUGUCAAUACGAAAUUGCCCCAAGUUGGUGAAUUGUUGUUAAACAGGCUGGUGGUUCAAUUUCGAAAAGCGUUCAAAAGAAACGACAAAGCAGUGUGUCUUAGCAGCACUACAUUCAUUGCUCAUCUCUGCAAUCAGCAGGUCGCCAACGAAAUUUUAGCCAUUGAAAUUCUUAUGCUGCUCCUGGACAAACCGACCGACGGUUCCGUGGAGAUUGCCGUAGGCUUAAUGCGGGAAGUUGGUGCUCAUCUUGAACAGAUGUCACCCCCGGCAAACAACGCCGUUUACGAACAGUUCAGAACCAUUCUUCACGAGGCUAGUAUCGAUAAGCGCUCUCAGUACAUGGUUGAGGUUUUGUUCCAAGUGCGCAAGGACAAAUACAAGGAUCAUCCUAUUAUAAGGGAAGAACUUGAUCUAGUCGAGGAGGAGGACCAAAUAACUCACAGGACCGAGCUUGACGAUGAGAUCGACACAGCUGACGGUUUGAAUGUGUUUAAAUUUGAUCCUGACUGGGAGGAACACGAGGAACUUUAUAGAAAGACGAAGGCUGAGAUUUUGGGGGAAGGUAGCGAGGGUGAAAGUGAUGAGGAAGAGGAUGAUGAUAGUAGCGAUGAAGAAGACGAGGAAAAACAAGAGGACAAAAAAAUCGAGAUCCAAGAUCAGACCAAUACAAAUCUGGUCAAUCUACGAAGAACGAUUUACCUUACUAUAAUGUCUUCGAUUGAUUUUGAGGAAUGUUGUCACAAGCUUAUGAAGAUUACGCUUCCACCUGGGUUGGAGAAAGAACUUUGCUUGAUGGUCAUUGAAUGUUGCUCCCAGGAACGUACAUACAGCAAAUUCUACGGCUUGAUUGGCGAACGGUUUGCAAAGUUGAAUCGACUUUGGACCGAACUAUUUGAGGACUGUUUCCGAACGUAUUACGAUACGAUCCAUAGGUAUGAAACUAACCGUCUACGUAAUAUCGCCCGAUUUUUUGGACAUCAGCUGUCCAGCGAUGCUCUGGGUUGGCAUGUCCUCUCCGUUGUUCACAUAAACGAAGAGGAGACCACUUCAUCGUCACGUAUAUUUGCCAAGAUUCUUUUCCAGGACUUAGCAGAAUGUAUGGGGAUGAAGAAGUUGCAAGAACGAUUAAAGGACCCUUUCCUUCAGGACGCAUACACCGGACUUUUCCCUAAAGACAAUCCUAGGAACACUAGAUUUUCUAUCAACUACUUUACUAGUAUCGGUAUGGGUGGUGUUACCGAAGACAUGAGGGAGCACCUCAAGAACAACGUCGAAGCUCAAGCGGCUAUUGCUCCGCCGCCACCAGCCAGAGAUGUGUCGGAUACCAGCUCAGAUCAUAUGACAGUCGAUCAAGGAGCCGGAGUAGAGGGAGAACUUCUAAAGGGAAAGGCAAGGCAAGAAGCUACACACGAUCUCUUAGUGGAAGCGACCGCAGCCGGAGUCCUAGCCGGAGUCGAAGCCGCAGCCAUAGCCUCAGCAAGAGUUAUGAUUCUUACUCACAUCGAGGCCGCAGCUACUCUUCAGCCAGUCGCAGCCCUUCACAUUCCAGCAGAUCACCGACUCCAAAACGCUCCGUCAAGAGCAGAAAGGACAGCUAUUCCCCGCCACCGCGAAGCAGACGGCGAAGCCCCACUCCAGGUGACAGUAGAAGUAGAAGCCGGAGUCCAACGCCAGUUCGCAGCCCUACUAGGGAAAGGGAUUCAGGGAAAUGGGAUCGUUAUGACGGCAGAAGGGGUAGGGAAGAUAAUUAUCGGAGAAGUGGUGGAAGAGACAGGGGUCAUCCAAGGUACGGGAGAGAUAGUGAUGCUAGGAGAAGAAAUGAAGGACCUGCUGCGGAAACUAGUGAACAAGGUGGAAGAGGGGCAGGGAGAGUUAGAGCUGCCGACUUCUUGUGAGUAG
Molecule: messenger RNA, 2481 nt
Organism: Morchella sextelata
Lineage: Eukaryota; Fungi; Ascomycota; Pezizomycetes; Pezizales; Morchellaceae
Exons: 4
Coding region: 1-2481 (826 amino acids)
Biological process (GO): mRNA splicing, via spliceosome
Cellular component (GO): catalytic step 2 spliceosome
Molecular function (GO): protein binding; RNA binding
Source: RefSeq, a predicted model, not a curated record